Molecule: messenger RNA, 354 nt
Organism: Sarcophilus harrisii (Tasmanian devil)
Lineage: Eukaryota; Metazoa; Chordata; Mammalia; Dasyuromorphia; Dasyuridae
Product: keratin-associated protein 20-2-like
Exons: 2
Coding region: 1-354 (117 amino acids)
Source: RefSeq, a predicted model, not a curated record
AUGUGCUACUAUGGCAGCUACUAUGGGGGCCUGGGCUAUGGCUAUGGCUCUGGUUAUGGCUGUGGAUGUGGCAGCUACUGUGGCCUAGGCUAUGGCUAUGGAGGCUGUGGCUAUGGGAGACUAGGCUACGGUGGCUAUGGCUAUGGCUGUUGUCGCCCAUCUUGCUGUGGAAGCUACUAUGGGGGCCUGGGCUAUGGCUACGGCUCUGGUUAUGGCUGUGGAUAUGGCUGCUUCCGUGGUCUAGGCUAUGGCUAUGGAGGCUGUGGCUAUGGAGGCCUGGGCUAUGGAGGUUAUGGCUAUGGCUGUUGUCGGCCAUCUUGUUGUGGAAGGUUUUAUUCUUAUGGCUUCUACUGA